AUGAGGAGCGACUCGGGCGCGACUCCGAGGGGCAUCCUCGGAUUUUGGAAGGACGAUCAGCGCAGAGCUCAGAUGAGACUCGACGCCGCCGUGCCGGUGCUGCCGCUCGCCGGCGUCGUGCCCUUUCCGCAGAGCCCGCACCCGUAUCUCGUUUCUGCUCCGGUCGGCGGCGCGUGCGGCAGGGCCGCCGCCUUUUACCAGCCCGCCUUCAGCCCAAUGGCGGACGUUGGUGUCAUCGCCGAGGUCUUGCCGUGCGGCGAGGGCGGCCUGCUCGAGUGCACCCCGCUCGACCGGGUGCGGCGGAUGUCCGAUGGCGCGCUCGACGUCGUCGCGGACACGCCGCUCGACGAGGCGGCGGCAGAGGAGGCGGCGCGCCUCCACGGAGAGCUGUGGACGCUGCUCGCCACGCUCCGGGGCGCGGACGCCGCGGAUGGACCCCUCACAUCCCUGAGGCCUGGCGCCGCUUCGCCAUCACACGCCUCUCUUGCGCUGGCUUCUUGUUGCGAGCUGGGCACGGCGGAGCAGCAGCGGCUGCUUGAGACGGUCGACACGGUCGAGAGGCUACGGUCGCUCGAGGUGGCACUCCGCGAGGCGGCCGGUGUCGUUGCGGCGCGGGCAGCUCUCGCGAGCUUGAAUUUCUCGUAG
Messenger RNA from Emiliania huxleyi CCMP1516, 645 nucleotides. RefSeq lists its product as hypothetical. NCBI's taxonomy places the organism in Eukaryota, Haptophyta, Isochrysidales, Noelaerhabdaceae. The coding region runs from base 1 to 645 and encodes 214 amino acids. The record is from RefSeq and is a predicted model, not a curated record. The transcript has 3 exons.